Apis cerana (Asiatic honeybee) is the source of this 3513-nucleotide messenger RNA. Its product is annotated as leucine-rich repeat flightless-interacting protein 2. The record is from RefSeq and is a predicted model, not a curated record. Gene Ontology annotation, biological process: regulation of DNA-templated transcription. Lineage: Eukaryota; Metazoa; Arthropoda; Insecta; Hymenoptera; Apidae.
UCAUAUGAUUAUUUUAUUUAUCAAUCCAAAUGAUCAAAAUUAAAUUUAAAAAGUACACGAUUACGAUUCGUAAGAGACUGUAUUUUCGAUAUAGCAAAUAUAAUGUUACAAAUAUGAUACACAGAUGACUCCACCAAUUUUGGUUAUUCAAGGCGCGGCGCACAGUGUGCUUUUGCAUUCGCAUGUAUCACCGUCCAAGCUAUUCGAUCGAAAAAUGUGUCUUCCGCUAUAUUUAAGUGCGAUUACACGCACUGUUUUUACAAGCUUUCGCCUAUAGGAAGUACAAGGUUAACUGUUGAAUCGCGUAAGCGUAAUUCGGACCGGUAAUUGGAAAAUUCCAUGGACUCGUGGGUCAACUAAACGGAAACCGCAUCGUUAAUUCUCUGGCCACAGAUGGUCAUCGUGGCGAACUCAUCCGAUUUCCAUUGAUUGUAUUUAUAGUGUCCUCCAGUUUAUUUUUGCAUGCGGUUCCUUUGAGAAAAAGAUGCGCCUAUCCGCUGGCUGACAGCUUUUCUCGCAUUGUAAGUCCCUUUAAUCAUAGGAUUAUAAAAUUAGGAAAAUUUUUGAAAAAAGAAAUCAAAAGAAAAAGAAAGAAGAAAAAGAUGAUUGACGACUAUAGUAAGGUCUUAUUUGCAUGUGUUUGGUCUGACGUGAUGUGUGGGUGUGCAAGUCUAUUUAAUACAUUUCGUUUAACGUGCAAUUCGAUUGCUAGCCUCUUUAUUUCGUUUGUAUUAUAAAUUCAUAAUCGUGUAUGUCGUUCAUGUCGUCGUUGUCAAUUAUACCGACAAAUGCGAAUUUUUAUAAGGGAUUCGUUAGACGCGUUAUGAUACAACAAAAAUGAAUCGAAUAAAUACAUAAUUAGACUGUGCCAUGAAGAUGUUAUUCUUAGCAUGAAAACGUAACGUUAGAACUACGAAAGACCAUUUUUACCUGUGCUAGAUUCUUUUUUAUAUUUCUAUUUCAAAUAUAUCUUUAUAUGUUAUCCAUGUCAACCUAUAACUUUUAAAAAACUCUACCAUAUUGUCCCUAUGUCCUUUAGUAUGGUGGUUUCUCUUCUUAUACGGUGAAGGAGCCGGAUCUGCCUAGCUCAAGUCCUGGAUACAAGCAAAAUAUAAAUAUUAUAACAUUGAAUACAAAAUGGAAUCUGCUAUAGCUGGACGUAGGCGGACAACCGCAAGACAUUCAGCAGAAGAUCAAGCUCUUGAUCAGAUAGCUAAAGAGGCAGAAGCUAGAUUAGCUGCUAGAAGACAGGCAAGAGCAGAAGCUAGAGAAAUACGAAUGCGAGAAUUAGAAAGACAACAGAAAGAGGCAGAGGAGAAUGCAGAUAGAGUAUAUGAUAUGUGUUCAGCUGAUGUGAAUAGAACAAUGAGAGUAACUCCUGAUUCUGUAAGAACGUCACGACUUCUUACGAAUUCUAAUAAUUUUCAAUCCAGUCGUAGAUCUUCCGAAGAUUCACUGGAAGAUGCUGGCCUAAGCAGAGAUCUUAGGUUAGAAUUAAAAGAAUUUGAAGAAAAAUUUAGAAAAGCAAUGAUAGCUAAUGCUCAGUUAGACAAUGAAAAAUCUUCAUAUGCUUAUCAAGUCGAUCUGUUGAAAGAUAAAUUGGAGGAAUUGGAAGAAACAGUUGCACAACUUCGUAGGGAGCUUAGAGAAAAGAAUCGGGAAUCCGAACAAUUGAAAAGACUUAGUCAAACAUUGAAAGAUGAAUUAGAUGUAUGCCAUGCACAACUAGUAGAAAGAGAUACGCUUAUACAAGAAAAUGGUCUAGUUAUUAUUGAUGAUGAAGGAAGUGAAAAUGAAGAUAAUGAUAUAGAGAAUGGCUCACGUCCUAGACGAAGAGUACUAGUCAGUACAGAAGCAGCAGAGUUAUUGCAAAAUGCUGGAAAAGGUUCAUUAGAUGUCCGACUGAGAAAAUUUGCUUCCGAAAAAAAAGAAUUGCAAGACGAGAUACGACAUCUAAGAUUGGAGUUAGAAGAAACAAGAAAUCGUAUUAGGUCCGAAAGAUCGCCUGGUUCAGUAUUAGGCUGUUUAUCAGAUUCUGAAGAUGUGCAACGAGAAGCAAACAAGCUUUUAGCAGAUUAUAAAUUUAAACUCCAAAAAGCUGAACAAGAUAUGUCUACUUUACAAGCUACUGUAGCCAGGCUAGAAAGUCAAGUAAUACGUUAUAAGUCGGCAGCAGAAGCAUCUGAAAAAGCAGAAGAUGAAUUAAAAGUUGAAAAGAGAAAAUUACAAAGAGAAGUUAGAGAGACUCAAGGGCGUGUAGAAGAAUUGGAAACGGCAAAUUCUCAUUUACAAAGGCGAUUAGACAAACUUAAAAAUGCAAAAUCUGCUCUGUUAAAAGAACUUUGACGAGACGAUUUCUUGGGAUCUGUACAAUGAGUCUGCCAUUUCGAUUCACUGAGAACCGUGUGCCUCAUAACACGAGAUACUACUUAACGCAUUGCAUAAUUUAUGCGAACGGAACACGUACAUAUAGUGAUCGUUACGCGGAUUUUAUGAUUUUAAUUGAUUUUUAUUUGUACAAUAUUGCAUACAAGUAUGACAUUCCAAAAUGGCCACUAUUGUACAAUGGUUUUUUGGAAUUUUAUACUUGAAUUAAUUAUAUACUAAACUGCUGUGAAAAGAAAUCGCUGUUUUAUAUUCAACACAUUCUUUUCUUUCAUUAAUUUUUUUCUUUUUUUUUCUUUUUUGGUACUAACAUUAUCUUGCAAAUUUUAAAGAAAAAAAAGGAAAAGGAAAAAAGAAAAAGAAAUAACAGCCUUUUCGAUGCAUUUGAAACACCGAAUAUUUUUUUCGUGAAUUUUAUAACAGUUAUGGAGUCGAUUCGUAAUAUAUUAUUUGAAGGGAAAAAUAUUCUGACUCGUGUAUUAUAAAUGGAAUUCAAUAUUCUUUUUGCCUUUAUUUUUUGAGGCACAAUCUUUUAUGUUACUUCAGUUUUUGCUCAUUAGAGCAACAUUGAUAAUAAUUAAAAAUGAUUAAUCAUAUUACAAUUCUUCACUAGUUUAUGAUAUACGGGUCAAGACAUUGCGUACGUCGAUGAGUGUAAUUUUUGUGUUACAUCGAAUAAUUUAUAAAUGAUAUUUCUAAAGAUACAAAAUAUUUAUAACUCCUACGAGAAACGUGUUAUAGUUAAAGCUAGCAUUUCGAAUGGAAGCAACCAGUCUACAAUAUUCAUUUUCUACUGUGACCGUUUACUAUUAUAUAAAUGUUUUUAAUUUUUUAUAUCAUACUUAUAACUGAAAAAAAAAUAUUAGAAUUUAUAUACCUAAUAGGAUGAUAAAGAUAAAACUAUUUCAUUGGCACAUUACACUGAUAAAAAAAAAAUAUUGCUGCUAAUUAUAUUGCCUGAUUCAAUGAUGGUAUUCAAUUUUUUAAUCAUAGCAUUUUUAAUCAAUUGAAUUGUCUCCAAAACUGAUAUUUUUUACUCCUCGGACUGAUGUGAAAUAAAAGAAAGUAGAUGUAUGAUAGUGUGGUCUUUGUACAUUCGAAAUAAAUUAAACUAUGUUGUUGAAGCUA